This is a messenger RNA of Blepharisma stoltei, 4051 nucleotides long. NCBI's taxonomy places the organism in Eukaryota, Ciliophora, Heterotrichea, Heterotrichida, Blepharismidae. The record is from the annotation of a GenBank genome assembly.
AUGGAUUUCUUUUAUUCGGUAUUUCAAAGAGAACUUGAGUUUGUUGACAAACUUAUGGGGAUGGCUUCAGAGUCCUCCCACCCAUAUGAACACAAAUAUAAAGCAAGAGAAAUUUUGAACUCACUCCUACAAGAAGAAAGGGUUAAAAAAUCUGACGAAAUAGCUCGCACAGCAGAAGCAAUCAUAGAAUAUAUGCUAGGUGUUAAUCACUUCGAAACAGAAGAAAUCACUGAAAGUGAUAAACAUUAUCAAAAGUCAUUAGAUUUAUUUAGCACUAUUUCUUUUCAAGAGCAAGGCCGCUUUAUUAACAUUUUUCAAGAUUUAUUAAAUUCUUUAGGUGUAUUGUGCUGCAAUCGUGGAGAAAACGAAAAAGGGCUUAUAGUUAAUGAGCCUUUAUGGAUCGACCUCAUUGAAAAUGUAACCGCUCUAAUGGACUUCCUAUCUUGUACAUCUUAGAAUAGACCCCUCACUAUUUAGAGAAAUAUUUAGACUAUUAUAAAAAAAACCCUAGUUUUAAACUAGUUCCAUAUAGUUUUUAUAUUAUUGUUUUUUUAAUAAUUUGAAAAAUGUUUUAAAAAUCAGCAUAAGAUUUGGCAAAAAGAAGCCAAAUCAUAUUUUACAAUUAAAAUAGUUAUUAUCUCUUGAUAUUUGAAAAAUACGAUUUUCGCGGUAAAAUGAUUUGGCCCAAACAAAGAUUGGAAAUUAAAAAUAGCGAGCCAAAAAAUUUUUGACAAGUGUGAACCAUUUUGACAAUUAAACGAUCCAAUUUUAAAAAUAUAUUUAUAUUUUUUAAAAUUAAUUUUUAAUAAGAUAUGACUUUGAAAAAAAUGGCUGUUCCAUUUAAUUUUAACUUAAAAUUAAUUUAAUUAAUAAAAAUAAUAUUUAAAUUUAAAGAAUAUUAAUAAAAAUUUGAAUAUGAGCACAUCAUCUCCAAGUUGAUAUUGAGAAAAAUAAAAGCUCUUUAAUAAAAAUAAUAAUUCAGCUUAAACAAUUAGGCUUUGUAUUUAUUUCAUAUUAUUCCUUAUAGGAACAUCACUAUGAGGGGUUACAUUUUUUUUCCGAUACUUACUAUAAGAUUCUGCCAUUUUUUUUUAAAGUCAAAAAUACCAUAAAAAAAUUCUAACGCGAACACGAGAUCUCCAAGGCUAAAUCGAAGCAAAAAAAGUUCAUUGGGCAAAAUAAAAUUUAUAUUAAAUGAUUAAGCUUUGCAGUUGAACCUGACCUUAACUCUAUAUAGGAGCUUGCUCCAUGAGGGGUAACAUUUUUUCCUAUAGUCACGAUAAGUCUGCCAUUUUUUUUUCUAAAGUCAAAAGUAAGCAAAACAAAAUCAAACGCGAACACGAGAUCUCCAAAGACUAAAUCGAAGCAAAAAAAGUUCAUUGGGCAAAAUAAAAUUCAUAUUAAAUGAUUAAGCUUUGCAGUUGAACCUGACCUUAACUCUACAUAGGAGCUUGCUCCAUGAGGGGUAACAUUUUUUCCUAUAGCCACUAUAAGUCUGCCAUUUUUUUUUAAAGUCAAAAAUGCCUAAAAAAAAUUCAAACGCGAACACGAGACCUCCAAGACUAAAUUGAAGUGAAAAAAGUUCAUUGGGCAAAAUAAAAUUCAUAUUAAAUGAUUAAACUUUGCAGUUGAACCAGACCUUAACUCUACAUAGGAGCUUGCUCCAUGAGGGGUAACAUUUUUUUCUAUAGCCACUAUAAGUCUGCCAUUUUUUUCUAAAGUCAAAAAUACCAUAAAAACAAUCAAACUCGAACACAAGAUCUCCAAGACUAAACUGAAGCAAAAAAAGUUCAUUGGGUAAAAUAAAAUUUAUAUUAAAUGAUUAAGCUUUGCAUUUGAACCAGACCUUAACUUUUCAUAGGAGCUUGCUCAAUGAGGGGUAACAUUUUUUCUAUAGCCACUAUAAGUCUGCCAUUUUUUUUUAAAGUCAAAAAUACCAUAAAAACAAUCAAACGUGAACACGAGAUCUCCAAGACUAAAUCGAAGCAAAAAAAGUUCAUUGGGUAAAAUAAAAAUUAUAUUAAAUGAUUAAGCUUUGCAUUUGAACCAGACCUUAACUCUUCAUAGGAGCUUGCUCCAUGAGGGGUAACAUUUUUUCCUAUAGUCACUAUAAGUCUGCAAUUUUUUUUUCUAAAGUCAAGAAUACCUAAAAAAAAUUCAAACUCGAACAUGAGAUCUCCAAGACUAAAUCGAAGCAAAAAAAGUUCAUUGGGCAAAUUAAAAUUCUUUUUAAAUGAUGAAGCUUUGCAUUGGUUUUAUUAGGAAACUUUCCAUCGGAGCUUACUCCAUGAGGGGUGACAUUUUUCCCUAUAGUCACUAUAAAUCUGCCAUUUUUUUUAUUUAAAAUCAUAUCUUAAAUUAAAAAUUAAUAUUUAUAAUAAAGAUAUUUUAAAAAUUGGCUCGUUUAAUUGCCAAAAUGGUUCACACUUGUCAAAAAUUUUUUUGACUAGCCAUUUUUAGCUCCCAUAUUUGGCCAAAACAUUUUUACCGCGAAAUUUUUAUUUUUUCAAGCAUCAAGAAAGAAGAACUAUUUUAAGUGUAAAAUAUGAUUUGGCUUCUUUUUGCCAAAUCUUAUGCUGAUUUUUAAAACAUUUUUCAAAUUAUUAAAAAAACAAUAAUAUAAAAAACUAUAUGGAACUAGUUUAAAACUAGGGAUUUUUUUAUAAUAGUCUAAAUAUUUCUCUAAAUAGUGAGGGGUCUAUUCUAAUGUACAGGAUAGGAAGUCCAUUAGAGUGGUUACAUUUUCAAUGAGGUCGAUCCAUAAAGGUGCAUGAGCUUAUCAUAUUUCAUAAAGUCUCAAGAACUUUAUUUAAUAACCAAAAUUUUCAAUACACAGACUUUUUCCCACAAUUUUCAUGAUUUUUUGACAGGAACUUCUGGUUUUCAUUUUAUUAUUGACGGAGGUGUUAAUAGAUGCAAAAUUGAGCAAAACUAUACUUUGACUCUAUUUUAUAUGGCCCAGGAGUUUGCAAAGCUUGGUGAAAAAGAAAAAUCAGCUAUGUAUUGUGCUGAAACUAUGAAGCGGCAAAUAGAAAGUGGGGACUAUGACAUCAAAGAUUGAGCAAUAAAUUCUAUAAAUUUAGCUGAGUAUUAUGUGGAAAAUGGCUACUUAAAUCAAGCUUUGUAUACUUUGCAGUGUGGGAUGUCAAUUAUUCUUCAGAAUAAAAGGAAACUAAAAAGCACAAUUCAUAUGCAAAUAGGAAGAUGCUUUUUAGCCUUUUUAGAAAUGGGAGCAACCCUGCAUAAGGAUAAAUUAUCAAUUCCAGAUCGCAUUUAUUCUCAAUGUGUAGCAUUCAGAGGGCUAAGAGUGCAAUUUCCAAGAAUAUCUCCUGCAGGGAAUUUAGAAGAAGCAAAGGAAUUGUUUAAAUUAGCAAAUACAAGCUUGAAGCAAGCUUUAGAAUAUUUUAUUAUAGACGGAUAUGUGACAGAGCAUAUAGAGAUGAAACGAAAUAUCAGCAGCUUAUACAAAUAUUUAUGCUAUUUUGAUGAAAAUGAAGGGAGGGUUAUAGCAAUGCUACAAAGAAGAAUUGAAAUUCUUGAAGAAUACACCAAAGAUUUAAACCGACAGGCUUAUUCUCAGCUUUGGCAGCAUCUAAUGAAUGAAAUUUCAUCAGUCUACCUUGACAUCUACGACAUAAAAAGUUCCCAAUUACGAGGAAAAAACAAAAAGAAUCAAGAAAUAUACACAAAAACAAACAUAAGCGCCUUAACUUCUAUCGAAAAGCAGGUCGAGUUAUUAGAGUUUGUACAGAAAUUUGAAUUAAAUGAUGAAUCUGCCAAAGAUGUGAUUCAAUCUUCUCUAAAUUUGAUGUUUGGAAUAGCAAGAACUUACACAAAACUAGAUCACCCUGAGAUUGAAAUAAAAAUCAGCUACAUGGAAAGCUGCUAUAGAUGAUAUGAGAGGAUUCAAAAUUACUUAACAGAAGUCAGUGAAGGAAAAUAUGGAGAAGAAAUCAAAGACAUUGAAGAACAGAUGAAUAUUUGUAAAGAAAUGUGCGAGCUUAUGCCCAUAAGGAUCAGCCAAAUUUCUGCAGAGCUAAAUUCUAUUUAA